GUCAUGAGAAAUGAAGAAACGAUGACGGCUGGCACAGAAUUGCGAAAGGUUGAGUCCGGGGCGAGCAUCCACUCGGUGAAGAGGUUUUUUCCUGGGUGGUGGUGAACUAUCGAACGUUUUGGUGAGAACUCCCUGAUCCAAGUCUUCAUUCAAAAUGUCGAAGAAGACAAAGAGCGACUCCCAGAAGAAGACUGCCCGACGCGCGACGUCCAAUGUCUUCGCUAUGUUUGAACAAAAUCAAAUAGCGGAGUUCAAAGAGGCUUUUCAACUCAUCGACUCCAAUAAAGAUGGCCUAAUAGACAAGAACGAUUUAAGAGCAACGUUCGAUUCACUAGGAAAAAUCGUGAGCGAAAAUGAUCUGAACAGCAUGCUUUCUGAAGCCCCUGGUCCAAUUAAUUUCACCAUGUUUCUCACCAUCUUCGGUGAAAGGAUAGCAGGCACUGACCAAGAAGAAGUCAUCAAGAAAGCAUUCGACACAUUCGACCCUGAUGGCGCCGGCAAAAUUAAUGAAAAGAAAUUAAGGAAAGCACUCAUCACGUGGGGUGAAAAACUUACAAAUUCUGAGGUAGAUGAAGCAUUUAAAGAAGCACCUAUUGAUAGAGAGGGUAUGAUAGACAUAAACUCAUAUGUCAAGGUCAUCUGUGGUACAGCUACUGAAGAGGAAUAAGGUCCAUCCCUCGCAGAAAUAUUUAGAAUUCUGUAAAGAAGAAAAUCAAGUUAUUUUAUUCAUUCUUUAAUUAGUACAAAAGGUUAUGUUCACAAUAAGAACUUUCUAUCGAGCUUCGACAGUUUUGUUAUUUUUCUUCGUGAGAUUCAAAGAAAACGAUUGGUUUUAAAGAAUUCUCAUUUUUCAGAAGUUUAUUUUUAACAACUACUUAUAUAAUUAUAAUUUCCGUCCUCUUAUGAAAACUGUUAUUUUAUAUAUCUGCUUAAAGCACUUAUUAUUUAUUAUUAUAACAACAGUGGUAAAUUUAAGGCAUUAUUUUUGUUUAGACCCAUUUACCCUAAAUUAAAAAUCAGUGGUCUUGAAAAU
Argiope bruennichi is the source of this 1033-nucleotide messenger RNA. Its product is annotated as myosin regulatory light polypeptide 9-like. Gene Ontology annotation, cellular component: myosin II complex; cytoplasm. The record is from RefSeq and is a predicted model, not a curated record. Gene Ontology annotation, biological process: locomotion; post-embryonic development. Gene Ontology annotation, molecular function: calcium ion binding; myosin heavy chain binding. Bases 155 to 667 code for a protein of 170 amino acids. NCBI's taxonomy places the organism in Eukaryota, Metazoa, Arthropoda, Arachnida, Araneae, Araneidae. The transcript is spliced from 7 exons.